This is a messenger RNA of Acanthocheilonema viteae, 1647 nucleotides long. The record is from the annotation of a GenBank genome assembly. Lineage: Eukaryota; Metazoa; Nematoda; Chromadorea; Rhabditida; Onchocercidae.
AUGAAGUACCGAGUGUUUCUAUUUUUCUGUGUAUUUGUCAAUUAUGCAUUAUCAUUUUGUCCAACAUUCCUGAAGAAUCAAACAACUUGUUCAUGUUUUGCAUAUAUUGAUGGUGUCGUGAUCCGAUGUAGUGGCCAAAAUGGACCAGCUGUAGUGGAACAGCUCAAAAAGACACCAAUUGAAAUACGCGAACUAGCACUUGAAAGUGCUAAUAUUGUCGAGAUCGGACGAAAUGCGUUCAGAAACUUGCGGAUCAAGAAGCUGAUUCUCGACAAUAAUCGUAUCCGUGCACUGCAUCCACAAGCAUUCCGCGGUCUAGAAUCUGUCAUGCUUGAGCUUUCAAUUUCCAAAAAUAAACUCCCUGCUAUUCCAACUGAUUCACUAAUCGGAAUGCGUGCUCUACGCGUACUCAGCCUACGCUGUAACAAUAUUGGGGAUAUUAAGGGGCCUGUUUUCCAGAAUAUGUCCAGCAUGAUCGACUUAAACCUUGAAUGUAAUCAGAUUUGCAAUAUCGAAGGACAAGUGUUCAAUGAUGUAAAGGACACUUUGCAAAACCUAAUCCUAGAUAACAACUGCUUAUCAGCAGUACCUUCUGAAGCUCUUCGAGGUCUGGAUAAUCUUAUUGGUCUACACAUGAAAUAUAAUGAGAUUAAAAGAUUGGAGAACAUGCAGUUAACCAAUCUAAGCAGUCUAACAAUCCUUUCACUCACCGGAAAUAAAAUUUCUACGAUUGAAAGUGAUUUCAUGCCACAGGCCGAGAAUCUUCGCUAUCUUUAUCUGAGUAAUAAUAAUUUAGAAAUCAUCGAGGCGGGAGCGUUACAUCAAUUCAAACAAGUCCAAGUCAUCGAUAUGAGCUACAACUAUUUCACUAAAAUAACCGGCGAUAUGUUCUCUGGCCUGGAACAUCUACAACAUCUCAACCUUGAAGGCAAUCAAAUAAAGGAUAUAGCACCCGGAGCAUUUGCAACAACACCGCUACUUCUAUUAUGGCUACGAAACAACUGUUUGGGAUCCGUAUCACCAAACCUGUUUCAAGGUACACCUUUUCUACGGCAGGUGUCCCUCGCCGACAACAACAUCAGGACAAUAGAGCCCUUAAGCUUCGCACACCUAGCUAAUUUGCAUACUCUGGACUUGUCGCACAACAAAAUAUACACCAUCGAACCAAGUGCCAUUAUUGGUUCCGAUUAUCUGAUGGUUAGGUUGCAAGAAAAUCCGAUGGUUUGCCUACAAGAUGGCUUUCAUGUAAUGAAUGGCAAAGAGGCAAUAAACCUUACAACGGAGCCCAAUUUAAUCUGUCAAACAAAUUACACGAAUAAUUUGAAAGAUAUAUGCCCCAAAAACAAUGAUGUGCCACAACCGCCACUGUGCUGCUUGAAAUCUAUGCCAAAGGCUGACAAAAUUUCGACAUUAAGUUUGCAAACAAAAACAAUUACAACAUCAACAACUGCACCAACGCAUGAAUCUGUAGAUGUUCAUCCACAUAGUAUUCAUAGCAAAAAAUUCAACAGUGAGAGGUUUAUGCGCCUUUCACAACGACCUCCCGGAUAUCGAACAUCACCUUUUCUACGAUAUCGUUUACCAGCACAAACGAAGCCCACAGAAACUGCUAUACUUAGUAAAAGCCCCAACAGCGAGGGAACUCAA